Molecule: messenger RNA, 3357 nt
Organism: Pelagomonas calceolata
Lineage: Eukaryota; Pelagophyceae; Pelagomonadales; Pelagomonadaceae
Source: the annotation of a GenBank genome assembly
AUGGGCUCAGCGCUCUCCUUCCGCCGGAAGCGGCCCGAGCCCGACGACCCGAGCAGCUCCGAGGAAGAGCCGCGAGACGCGAAACGCGUCAAGGCGGCGCCGUACGUGUUGACCGUGCUGCAGUCGUCCGAGAGCGUGACGAAGGUGCUCGCCUACACGGGCGCCGGCUGCGUGCUAACGCUGGAGACGCUCUCCGCGACGACGCAUGCGACGAUUCGGGGCCUGAGCCUUGAAUUCGAGGCCCCGACCACGUCGGACGCGCUGCGCUGGGGGCUGAUCCUCGCGGACCGCGCGGAGCUAUUCGCCCUGCGGCGGGCGGGCACGCUCCAGAAAGAUCGCUUGGCCUUCAGCACGACGUACUGUAGCGAGCCGGUGACGGGCCGGAGCAGCGACGUGGAGCACCUGCGCGAGGGCGUCGUGCGAUUCGCGAGCCCUCGCUUACCGGUCGCGAUCACCACUGAAGAUGCCCUCGUCGACAUCGCGCUCUCGGAGGAGAAUCUGGACGCGCACGCGCGGCUCCAUCGAGGCCUGCUCUGCCAGGGCGUGGUGCGGCUCGACCUGACGGCGCAGAAAGGCGACCUGCUCGGCCUCCGGAACCAGGCCCGCUACGAGGGCGACAGUCGCUGCGGCGGCAACUGGCAGUCUCCGCGCGCUGGCGUGAUCGACGACGAAGUGGCCGCGGAGCUGAUGCAGGCGAUGGCGCCGACGGGCGGGCCCGAGUCGCUGCCGCGGUGCCUGCGCGAGGCGGCGACGCGCGACUACGCGCGGCUCGCGAACCAGCCUAUGCCCGACAUCGAUCGACUCUUCGACCAGGUCGCCGCCGCCUCGGCGCACCUCGACGCGGCGACGCUGGGCCGCAUCAGCGCCGCGUUUUGCUGGCGCUUUAUACUGGCGCCGCCCACCGUCGCCACAUCAGGCUAUGCCGACGAAAACGCAUUCUACUCGGUGUGCCAAGAGGCCGGCGUCUCCUCGCGCGUCGCACGCUCAUUAUGGCGCGACGCGCUGCGGGGAGCCCUGCUCCCGUUCAUGCCUACAUAUGUCAAGUCGGACGACCUCAACGACAUUCCGGAGCAUUGUCUCGUGCGCACAUGUGACACGGCACUGCUCGAGAUGCACUUUUACUUCCGCAACCGCUGCUGCGCGCAUGCCGUGAUCGAGCGCUUCGGCGGCAGCGUCGAGGCCAUCUUCGCCCGCGAGAAUGAGGAAGUUUUGUAUCGCGAGCGCUACGCCAUGCUGUUCGGGUGCAGCGGCUCGAUCGCGCUCGAGGUCCUCCGCCGGCUCAAGUUGCAUGGGGCGCCGGGCGCCUUCGACGCGGCGGUCGCGUGUCUCACGUCCGAGGAGCGGCUGCCGUGCCUCGCCGAUGGCGAUUCGGUGCACGUCGCGCCCGAGUGGAGCGAUCUAUCGAUUCGCGUCCUCCCGUGGGAGCCCGCCCGGUUCGCGCGGACGUGGUUAGGGGGGGGCAACGCCAUUGUCACGAUGGAGCAGACGGGCCUGGAAGCCGAUAUUCCCCUGUUCGCGCUUAGACGCGGCUACGCGAGCGACGCCACGCCGGCGGCGGCGCGCGUUCUCUGCGCCGCCGCGGCCGAGGGCCAGAACGAGAUUUUGUUGCGCUUGCUCCAGGCGGCGCCGGCGUUCAAGGAGCACGCGAUCGGCUUCACUGCACCGCGGUUCGGCGACAUGGGUUCGGCGCUCGAUUACAGCAUCGCCGCGGGGAACGUCGUCGGCGCGGCGCUGUUCAUGGGCGCGGGGGCGGGGAAGGGCGGCUUGGUCGCGGCGGGAGGCGUGGUCCGCUUUACCUCGCGAGCUUGCCGUUCCGACAGGGCUUACCUCGCCCCGGAGAGGAGCCCGGAGCUGCGGGCCGACAUGUCUGCGGCGAUUGGGAUGGUCGCGGACCUGAACCAUGAUCGGCGGUGGCGCGCGCCCGACGUGAGCGUCAUCGAACGCGCGGCUACCCGCGGCGACGACGCCGCCGUGCAAGUGGAGACUAUGAAGGCGACCUUCGCCUUGCGUCUCGCAAAUAGGCUGCCUCAGCGCUGGAGGAGCAGGUUCGAGGCUGCUAGGGCGCGCGUCCGGAAGGAGACGUUUCUGGCCACGCAAGCCGCGGCAUGGGGAGGGCAUGCUUCGACGGUCCGCAAGUUAUUAUCAAUCCAAGACAUCAGCGUGGUCGAUGAUACGGUCGACGUCGAAGCCGUUGACAGUAGAACGGCCACGCUCCAGUAUGCGGUAUUCCAGGGCCACGCCGAGUGCGUCGCGGCGGUCCUAGACGGCUGGGUCGAGGGGUCCGGCGCAAGAAGAGCGCUCCGCUGGGCCUUGGCGCGGGCCGUCAUCUGUGGCCACGCCCACAUCCUGCGCCACUUGCGGGAACGCGGCUACAGCCUCUACACGCCAAACGACACGCCUGAGUUGACGCCAUUGGGCUACGCGGCGCGCUUCGGCCAGCCGGAAGCCUGCGCCGCGUUGUGCGAGUGCCCCGACGUCGCGAGAGCGCUGCAGGAGAACCGGGAGGACAACGCGAUAUUAUCUGCCUGCGACGGCCACCACUCGUCCGUCCUCCGCGUGCUCCUGGAGACGGCGCGCCAGUCGUCGUCGGCACAUUCGUGGGACGCGUUCGAAGUGUGCCCGUUGGUAGCUUGUGCCAUGUCGGACGACAUCGCGUCGAUGGAAAUACUCGUAGAGUAUGAUUAUCCCGUUAACCGUCACCGUGAAAGCUCCAUUAAUCCGCUAUGCGUCGCCGCGACGAGGGGAUUCCGUGGCAUGGUCGAGUUGCUGCUCUUCCAUGGUGCCAGCGCCGCCGGCGAGGGUCCGCUCGACACCGCGCUCUCCAGGUGCAUGGGCACGAACAUGAUCGACUGCGCGAGCGUGCGCCACAGGAUGGCGCAGCGAAUCCUUCAGGAGCGGCCGGCGGAGGUUUCUGGGUCUCUCGGUAUGUCCCUUAUCCAUGGCGUCGUGAGAAAUGCUAAGCUCGAGACAUUGAUUAUGCUUUUGGAUGCGGGCGCCCACGUCGGCGCAGUGGUGGAUAAUAGCAUGGUUGCGACUGGCGGCUGGACCCCGCUGCACUACGCGGUGUAUUUCUGCGUCGAGUCGCACAUGAAGGACGCGGACGCGACAUACGGCGGCGCGAAGCGAAGCAACGCGGACGCCGUCGUGCGCCUGCUGAUCGAACGAGGGGCGCCGCUCGACAUGCAGUCGCGGGAGAGCCACUCGCUGAACCCGCAGCGUGUGGUUGUUGGCGGGUCUACGCCCCGCGACAUCGCGAUCGCGUGCGAGAAUGGCGACGUCGCCGUCGCUGUUGCUGCACUCAUCGACCACGCAGUGGCGAAGAGGGAUGCCGCGCGCGCGGCCCUCCUCGGCGCGUGA